Cygnus atratus (black swan) is the source of this 4152-nucleotide messenger RNA. RefSeq names its product phosphatase, orphan 2 (gene PHOSPHO2). Lineage: Eukaryota; Metazoa; Chordata; Aves; Anseriformes; Anatidae. Gene Ontology annotation, molecular function: phosphatase activity. The transcript has a single exon. Bases 429 to 1154 code for a protein of 241 amino acids. The record is from RefSeq and is a predicted model, not a curated record.
CCCGGGCCUGUCCGCGCUUCAAGGAGGGGCCGCGGCUGCGCCACCGCAGCGUUCAGGCGGGCUGCUCCCCUCCGCGGCCACGGCGGCAGCGUCCGGCAGCGCUGCCCGGCUGCGGGAGCCCCGCUCGGUCGUGGUGGCGGCGCGGGGCCCGGCCGGUCCCGGAGCCCGGCUGUGAGAUGGCGCCGCCGGGCCGGGAGCUGCCGUGGGCUGCCCGCCUCGGCCUCGGCCUCGACCUCGGCCUAACGUCCUGGAGCUGGAGUGGUCGCAGGCAGUUUCCUCAGUUUGUGUAUUUGUCUUAGUUUCCUUUUCCCGCAUCAUUUUUCUCACCUGAGCACAAGAUCAGGGUAGGAGUUCAGUAGUUUGUUUUCUAUAAGUAUUUCUCUGUUUUUUUUUCUUCUGUUUGUUCUGUACACUGCCCCUGGACAGCUAUGAAAUUUCUGUUGGUUUUUGACUUCGACCAUACGAUUGUAGAUGAAAAUAGUGACACCUGGAUUGUGAAGUGUGCUCCUGGGAAGAAGCUUCCUAAUGGAUUGAGAAACUCCUACCAGCCUGGGUACUGGACAGAAUAUAUGGGCAGAGUCUUUGUCUACUUGGGAGACAGCGGUGUCAAAGAAGAGGAGAUGAAAAGGACUAUGACAACGAUCCCUUUCACUGCGGGAAUGGGAGAUCUUCUGCAUUUUAUUGGCGAGAACAAAGAGCUUUUUGACUGCAUAAUUGUUUCAGAUUCUAAUACAGUAUUUAUUGACUGGAUUCUAAAAGCUGCCGACUUCCAUAAGGUGUUUGAUGAAGUGUUUACAAACCCUGCAGCAUUCAGCAGUACUGGCUACCUAACUGUACAGAACUUUCACACUCACCAUUGUCCAAAGUGCCCUAAAAACCUUUGCAAAAGGAAAGUUUUAAAAGAAUUUCUAGAUAAACAGUUGGAGCGAGGAGUAAGUUAUACACAAAUUGUAUAUAUAGGUGAUGGCGGGAAUGACUUAUGUCCGGUAAUGUCUCUGAAGAAGAAUGACAUUGCUAUGCCCAGGCAUGGGUAUACCUUAGAGAAAAGGAUUUCUCAGCUCUCCCAAGAUCACAGUCCUGUAGAGUGUUCUGUUCUGGUUUGGUCAACUGCUGUUGAAAUAGUGUCUUAUCUGAAGCUGCUUAUAAGGGAAUAAGUCAGAUGAUAAAAGGAAACCAAUAUAGUUAUGCCUUUUUCUUUCCAGGAGAGAAACACUGCAUGUGCAUAAAAGCACAAAACUAGAACUGGGAUGCCAUCUGAACCUAUGUUUUAUAAACACGAUAACAAAACUGUGUGUUCGAUUUUGGCAAUAGUGGGAAAGCCAUAUUAAAACGGCUUUCUGGUAUACUACACAUUCCAACAUCAGUGGAAAAGAGGGUGGGAGGGUUGCAGGGGGAAUUGCCAUUAACCUUCUCCCUACCCUGAACCUUUACUGCCUGCAUGUGAGAUCUGUUCCAUGUGCUCAGGGAAAGGAGUGGGAUUAGUGCACAAAAGAAAGAAAUAAUUCUUUACUUAUAAAGAACUUAAUUUCUUAACUUGCCAGGAGCAUGGUUCUGGAAUCAUUGGCUUUGAAUACUAUUUAAUCAGGGUAAAUGUUUAAUUUGUAAAUGACUUGGUAUGCCUCUAAUCUUGUUUGAUCUGAAGAUGCAUUUAUAUUUUUAAUAUACUGAAUAUUUUACCAAGUAAAAUUCCUUUUUAAGAGUUUUAAUUAAAGACAAUAAAAGUUACUAUCAGUGACAAAAGCAACAUACAUGAAUUGCGUAACGUAUUCUGCUGGCCUGUGUGUUGUUAGGCACCUGUUUUUGUCAGGGCCUGGGGAGAGCGAACACAAGUGUAGGUGUCAGUCUUUGGAUACCACUGUUUACAUUGUCAGUCAGACCCCUUCUCUUCUGGAGAACAGUAAGAACGGUGCGGUGCUGUUGACAGGAGAGUCACUCUCCCGUUCCCCUGACUACCACCCUGACCGCGUGCAUAGGGCUGCCCCUGGUUAGAUCUUCACUGCUGCCCACUCGGAGCCAGCUGGGCGCUGUUUCCUCGAUGGGUUUCUGCUGCAGCGCGCAGGCCCAUGGAACGGUGUGUGUGUGCACGUGUUUACACGGUUUUGCCCGUUCACUCUUGUCUACGUGCCCUGCAUAGCCCUCUCACGGGCUGUAAGGGAGCAUCUCUGCCCAUUCUAACUUUUUAUUGGAAUUCACCUGCCCUUUAGUAGUUUCAGGAACCAUCUGUGACCAUGGAGUCUUUCUCACUCACAGCGAGAUGAGCCCUAAGACUUGUGCUAUGCAUACAGAAGUAUGUCUCAUUAAAGUCAUGUGUUUUCAUGCCAAAUGUUUUCUUCAUCUCCCAAAAUAGGUUAUAGUCUGCUAUUGAACUGAUGUCUAUUCUCUACCCUUACGUGCCUUAGUAGCUGAGAAAUUGGUCUAACUUUUGCAGUAGUUCAGUCGCAGGUGUCCAAGAUGUAGUUCAGCAACCUAAAAUUGCUGUAGCUGUCAUCUUCUGUGUUGUCUGUGCAGCACUCUUCUCAUUUUCUUAUGGACACUUGAUGUUGUCAAUACCUUCUUUUUCGAAGUUGAAGGUUUUUAGGGGUGGUCUUCCCUGUUUUGAGGGGAAAUCUUGAAGAUUUCUUUUGAGUACUGCCUUGUACUGGGGUUUAGCCCUUCACCUAUUUUAACUAAUUACAGCAGGUAGCUUUAGCAGUUUGUUAUCUAAGGUGUCCCAAGUAAUAUACUUGACUUCUUAGGGGCACAGCUUUAAUGCUGGAUAGUUGAUAGCUGUCUGAGGUGUUUGUAUUAGAGAUCUUACCUUGUUGGCUCGUGUAAGGGCACAAAGACAGCAUCUAACUGGUGGGCCUCAACAGUUUUAAGUUUUCUGAUUUGCAGGUUGUACAAAAGUGCUAAUGGCUGUUGCAUAGCACAAUAUUGUGUGGUUACUUUUAAAGUUGUGUAUGUCCUUCAUUCUGGAUGUGCCGCUAAGUGUUAACAGGUACUGGUCCAAUCUCUUCUGUGCUCUUCAUAACCUAGCUGCAAAAUAGUUUGCCUUCUGUUUGUCCAGUUAUUGUCCAGAUCUCACUUAAUGCUUAUUUAAAAAGCAAAGAAACAAACAAAAAAGCCCCAAACACCUAGUAAUAUGAAUAAUUAUUCUUUUUUUUCCCACUUACAUUAGGUUUCCUAAUAUUCUUUAGCCGUAGGAACCUUAUCUUGUAAUUUGCUCUAUUGCUGAAUCAUUGAGUAAGACAUUAGUCUCCAUAAUCAAAAAGGAAUUGUUUUUAUUUUUUUGUGAUAGAAUACAGAAGCAGGAGAUGAGAAUAGAUUAAGCAAAGAAAACUAAUUGAAAGAUUAGCUAUUAUGAUUCAAUCACUUCAAGUACAGGGUAGAGCUGAUGCUAUUUGCUGGACAAAGUGUGUGUUAGAGACAGAAGGAGCUUUUCCAUUCCAGUAGGUAAGCCAUUAAGCAAUUAAUGAGGUCUUGUGUUAUUUUUUUCUCCUCUUCUGAAAAUAAAAAAGAAAUCAGUUUUCUGAAGCACCACAAUUACCACAUUUUUCCACAUUUGGGUAUAAGGGAGGGGAGAUGUGUACCUCCAGAUUGUGAAGUCAGCUUCAGCUGAUAACACAACCAAAAGAGAAAAGAAGAAGAUGGAGCAGAUCCUUCAAAGGGUACAUGUUCUGUACUUAGUGUUGCUGACCUGACUUGCUGGGUGGCUAAAACAGCAUGCCCUGGGGGGGGGUGGGGGGUGGAGAUGUCCAGCUUCUGGGGAAAUGUGGUAACUUAGGUAAAGAUGUUAAGGAAUGCAUAAUGGGAGGCUGCUGUGCAUAUGGGAAUUUUUCUGUAUGGUAACAGAUCUGGUACUACACACAAGCUACUGUAAGGAGUACUUAGCUGUAAUACUAUGCCCUGACCUUAUGUGCUAGUAGGGUGGCCAAGAGCUGAGAGAAGUUCAUGCAUAUCCAUAGGAGCUGAUGAAAUGGAAGGUGAAAAAUAGCAGCAAAACAAAGCCGUUGGCUUGGGGGCAUACAAACAGACUUGGGGCCCUACAAGGGAAUGCUCCAGAGAAAAAUAAAGUGGAGUAAUGUAGCUGUGGGAGAGGCCCUGGUGAGGCUACUGCUAAUGCCUGGGUUGCACCACAAAAGUCAUUUCCUGGGCUAACAAUGCAACAAGAGU